UUUUGUCCCGGCUGGAGUCGGAGUCACCUUUGAGCUGCAGCACGGCCAUGUGGGGGGUGGGGGGCCAGGGGGUGCUCCCGGCGUUGCUCCUGCUUCCAGGGCUCUGCGCGGGGUUCAACCUCGACGUGGAGAACCCGCGGGUGUUCCGGGGCCCCCCCGAGUCCCAGUUCGGGUACCGGGUGCUGCAGCGGGGGGGCGACGGCGACAGAGGGCUGCUGGUGGGGGCCCCGUGGGAUGGGGACGGUCAAGGCGACGUCUACAAGUGCGGCGUGGGACCCCAAAACUCCUCCUGCGCCAAGGCCAACCUCGGGGACACAGCGCCGUGGCUCCGCGGCAGCGCCGGACACCUCGGGAUGACCCUGGUGGGCUCCAAGGACGGCGGGUUCGUGGCGUGUGCCCCGCUUUGGUCCCAGGAAUGCGGCACCUCCGUGUUCAGCUCCGGCCGCUGCGUCCGCCUGGACGAGGAGCUGCGGCUCGUGGGGACGGUCGCGCCCACGGCACAGCGCUGCUCCACCUACAUGGACAUCGUCCUGGUGCUGGACGGCUCCAACAGCAUCUAUCCCUGGGAGGAGGUGCAGGAAUUCCUCGGGAACAUCCUGGGGCGCUUCUUCAUCGGCCCCGGGCAGACCCAGGUGGGGGUUCUGCAGUACGGGGAGGAGGUGGUGCAGGAGUGGGCGCUGGGGCAGCACCCCACGGCCCAGGCCCUGCUCGAGGCCGCCCGGAACCUGACGCGGCAGGAGGGGAGGGAGACGCGCACGGCCAUGGCCAUCCGGGAGGCCUGCGCCGAGUCCUUCAGCGCCGAGCGGGGCGGGCGCCCGGGGGCCGCGCGGCUGCUGCUGGUGGUGACGGACGGGGAGUCCCACGACGGGGAGGAGCUGCCGGCGGCGCUGGCCGAGUGCGAGCGGCGCAACAUCACCCGCUACGCCAUCGCCGUCCUGGGGCACUACCUGCGGCGGCAGCAGGAUCCCGAGGAUUUCAUCCGGGAGAUCAAGUUCAUCGCCAGCGACCCCGACGAGAAGUACUUCUUCAACGUCACCGACGAGGCCGCCCUCAACGACAUCGUGGACGCGCUGGGAGAUCGGAUCUUCAGCCUCGAAGGCACCCGUGAGGACAACGAGAGCGCCUUCGAGCUGGAGAUGUCCCAGAUCGGCUUCUCCAUCCACCUCCUCGAGGACGGGAUCCUCUUUGGAAUGGUGGGAGCCUACGACUGGGAGGGGGGCGUGCUGGAGGAGAGCCGGCGAGGGCGCAUCAUCCCACCCCGGGAAGCAUUCCAGGGGGAAUUCCCGCUGGAGCUGAAGAACCACGCGGCGUAUCUCGGUUACUCGGUGUCCUCGCUGCGGCUGCCGGGGGGGCAGCGCCUGUUGGUGGCUGGAGCCCCCCGAUUCCAGCACAAGGGCAAAGUCCUCCUGUUCCAGCUGGACCCCGCGGGCACCGUCACGGUGACCCAGACGCUGAUGGGGGAGCAGAUCGGCUCCUACUUCGGCAGCGAGGUGCUGGCCCUGGACCUGGAGGGGGACGGGGCCACCGACCUGCUGCUGGUGGCAGCGCCCACCUACCUGGGGGGCCAGAGCAGGGAGGCGGGGAAGGUCUACCUGUACCGCGUGGGGCAGGUCAGGGGGGGCACGGCAGGG
Messenger RNA from Neopelma chrysocephalum (saffron-crested tyrant-manakin), 1631 nucleotides. Its product is annotated as integrin alpha-10-like. The record is from RefSeq and is a predicted model, not a curated record. Lineage: Eukaryota; Metazoa; Chordata; Aves; Passeriformes; Pipridae. Gene Ontology annotation, cellular component: external side of plasma membrane; integrin complex. The annotation marks the transcript as partial. The transcript is spliced from 13 exons. Gene Ontology annotation, molecular function: integrin binding. Gene Ontology annotation, biological process: integrin-mediated signaling pathway; cell-matrix adhesion; cell-cell adhesion.